AUGAGUUUCCCCAAGCGAAAUGAGUCAGCGUCGGAACGUGUGGAGUUCUCGGGCGACUACUGGGAGUUGCAGGUGAACAACCGCACGCUCUCCGCAAGCAACGGCUGCAACUCCUCGACCGUGAAGCAGGAUGGCAACAAUGUGUCGUUCGGGUACCUGUGUGGCAAUCUCACAGUCAAGAUUUUGUACAAUCUGCCUACGGCGGCGCAACACCUGCAGAAGCAAAUCUUGGUGUCCUAUGCGAGCACAGCCACUGAAGCAGGCACCAUUGAUUUUGAAGCAGCUACAUUCAUGAAGGACACGCUCGCUCGCUGGGCCACCGCAAAGCAGGCCCCGACGUGGUUCCUGCGCAGCAAUGCGUGGAACCAAGGCUUCGAGAUUGCUGGCUUCGUGCGCUGGAAGGAUGUGAAGAGCGGCGUCUUUGUCUCUGUCGCUAACCCCUUUGGGCAUCAGUUGGCCUCAGCGAAGGCUUGCGCUGACGGCAGCCCGACAUGCGCAGCUAUCACAGCAUCCUAUGCGGGUAAGGUCACGCACAAGCCAUCGUUACAAGGUGCUGAGUUCAUCACAGAGCCGCUUGUUCUUGGUUUGACAACCCUCAGCAAAUACUCAAUCUCUGGUCUUUCGACUGGAGAGGCACGUGCAUUUAAGCACGCUGUGGAGGCUUGCCAGCUUGAUCGCGCAGCUCGCGCGGCGGGCACCGUGAAGGUCAACGUCGCAUGGGACGAGAACGACUACCAGAUCGAUGUUGGUGUGGAUGAGGGUAAGGCAGAGUAUCGCCGAAUCUUCGACCGCAAUGCCGAGCUCGGCAUCGACCACAUCGUCUAUGAGCCACGCAACUCGCUGCAUGCAUCGCGGUUCAACGCCACAGACGACUGGGGGUGGGAGGCGAGCCUAUGGUUCUCCAUGGGGGAGCAGCUGCGCAAGGGUCUCUGGGAUCCCAGGAAGGAUGCGAUGCCUCAAGACGUCCUCGAUGCCGUGGCGUACGCCAAGAGCAAGGGCAUCGGCCUCAUGGCAUAUGCUUACCCGACGAUGCAGUUCGAGGAGAUGCGCCAGUAUUGGGUGGCUGGGGGCACCAAUGCGCUCUCUUUGGCACCUGCAGAGGUGCAAAACUACUUUAUCGAGGUCAUGACUGCGUUCCUUCAGAAGAGCGGAGGUGUUGGUUUUGCAUGGGAUCACGACAUAUUUGCAGGGGAUAAGUCUUUGCAGUAUGCACAGUGGCGAGGCUUUGCCAGGAUCUUGCGAAGUCUACGCACACAGUUUCCCCACAUUGUGAUGGACCACCGACAAACGAACCACAUGUGGGGCCCCUGGUAUGACCUGUCGGGAAGCUAUGCUGAGCCCAUUGCGGGCGAUGAGAACCCAGAGUCCUACGGAGGUUUUGCGCCGACGCUGCACACGGAUCAUAUCAGUGCCGACCAGGCUCGUGCCGUUAACUACAGGUACUCCACGCAGCAGCUGCUGCCAAGCUCGCGGGUGCCAGGCUUCAUCUUCCACCAGUCUGAGCGCACAGAUGACGACGGGCAUUUCUAUUGCACCGUCCGGGAGACACUCUGCGUGAACAACAGCAACACACGAGACUUCGACUACUUGGGGUACAAGUACUCACUCCUGAGCUCGAUUGGCACGGCUGGGUUGAACAACGUUUUUACCAUGGUCCCAGCUCGCGACCCAGCAGAGUUCGAGCAUUUCCCGGAGGGCGACAUUGCCUUCAUCCGCAACUGGCUGACAUGGACGGAUGAGAACAUGAGAAAGCUGCAGAAUACAGAGUGGAUCCCCUCACUUCCCGCACCCAGUGCCGGCAAUGUGGAUGGCACGCAUGCCAUGCUGGAGAAUGAAGGGUUUCUGUUCCUGUACAACCCAAACCCCAUGGAACUCAAUGCAACAUUGUCAGUGGACGAGGCAAUUGGGUUGGAUGGAAAGGCUGGAGAACAGUGGGACGUGACGGAGCUUUUCCCCCACCAGGGCCCAAUAGGCACGUGGGAGUUCUCAGAAUCUAUCCAUCUGUCGGUUGAAGGCGGCUCGGCUCGGGUGCUGGAGCUCACGAAGCGUCCGAGCCCUGCGUCGCGCCCACGACUUCAGGGUUUGCGGGCUCACAGCCACUUCGAGGCAACCUCCAGGCAGGUGAUCCUCCAAGAGGCCGUGGGACCCUCUGGUUCUGAGGCUUUUGCCACGAUCUACAUGCCAGAAGAGCAGGGCGUCCAAAUCGUCGUCAAUGGCCGCGUGUGUGAGCACGCCAUGCCCGCGGGUGCGGAGGAGGAUGUGAAGGUGAAGAUCCGCUUCAAAGGUCCUCGUCUGACGGGCAAUGCCCCGGUGGUUCCCCUGCCGGCGAAAGACUUCGCAGGGGGCUGGCACAAUGGCACCUUCUCCAUCCCAGAAGCUUAUUUCCAGCAGUUGAAGGCUUUGGGGACCUCCUAUCCGAUUCCAUGGACGACCUCUGCGACUGGUUGUGGGCUGCCCCACUGCGUGGAUGACAGCAAAGCCACCUGGCUCGUGCCGACGAGGUUGCUGAUGGCGCCAUUCAUCCGGCAGGCCAAACAGGACAUGGCUGUGCGACUGUUCCUGGACGGCAAGGAGGUGCAGCUGUCGAAGAGCUACAACAGCCGUGGGCGCGAGCUGGAGCACUGCUUUCUUGGCUUCUACUUUGAUGCUUCUCAGCUGGAGCCUGGCAUCCACGACGUGGCGGUCUCUUUGCCCAAGCUGGAGCCAG
Symbiodinium necroappetens is the source of this 2707-nucleotide messenger RNA. Lineage: Eukaryota; Dinophyceae; Suessiales; Symbiodiniaceae. The record is from the annotation of a GenBank genome assembly.